This is a messenger RNA of Triticum aestivum (bread wheat), 890 nucleotides long. Its product is annotated as 17.9 kDa class I heat shock protein. NCBI's taxonomy places the organism in Eukaryota, Viridiplantae, Streptophyta, Magnoliopsida, Poales, Poaceae. The transcript has a single exon. The record is from RefSeq and is a predicted model, not a curated record. The coding region runs from base 160 to 645 and encodes 161 amino acids.
UCCAGCACAUUCCAGGAUAGACAAAGACGCUCCAGACCCCUCGCCGUCACGGCCCAGGCAAAGUGAAACAACGAAAAGCAAACAGCACAUCCGAAGCAUCCAUCCCCUGAGUUUGACAGCUUCCUAAUCGCAGUUCGUCCUCGCCCAAAUCGAGCAGCCAUGUCGCUGAUUCCCCGCGGCAACGCCUUCGACCCCUUCUCCCUCGACCUCUGGGACCCCUUCGACGGCUUCCCCUUCGGCUCCGGCGGCAGCAGCAGCGGUGGCAGCCUCUUCCCCUCGUUCCCGCGCAUCAGCUCCGAGACCGCGGCCUUCGCCGGCGCGCGGAUCGACUGGAAGGAGACGCCCGAGGCGCACGUGUUCAAGGCGGACGUGCCGGGGCUGAAGAAGGAGGAAGUGAAGGUGGAGGUGGAGGACGGCAACGUGCUCCAGAUCAGCGGCGAGCGCAACAAGGAGCAGGAGGAGAAGACGGACACCUGGCACAGGGUGGAGCGCAGCAGCGGCAAGUUCCUGCGCAAGUUCAGGCUCCCGGAGGACGCCAAGGCGGACCAGAUCAAGGCGGCCAUGGAGAACGGCGUGCUCACUGUUACCGUGCCCAAGGCGGAGGCCAAGAAGCCCGAGGUCAAGUCAAUCCAGAUCUCCGGCUAGGCUGCUUGAGAUUAAGGUUAAGGUUCAAUUCGCUGGUGUGAGGUUCAACUCGCUCUUUUGUGCCUUUUGCUCGUGUGGAUUUGGGUCCGUGUUGAGUGUCGAGUGUGCCCUUGUCAGUGCCGUGUUCAACGCCCGUCUCCCUUGUUAAGUCAUGUAGUAAUGCGAGCAUCGAGUCCAAAGUGUGCUGUACUGCUGUGAUCAACUUCUGUGCUGAUUUGAACGAGCGAGUCACAGUUCCCUCUUAA